Molecule: messenger RNA, 852 nt
Organism: Penicillium nucicola
Lineage: Eukaryota; Fungi; Ascomycota; Eurotiomycetes; Eurotiales; Aspergillaceae
Gene: cdc31
Product: putative cell division control protein Cdc31
Exons: 2
Coding region: 1-852 (283 amino acids)
Biological process (GO): spindle pole body duplication
Cellular component (GO): mitotic spindle pole body; half bridge of spindle pole body
Molecular function (GO): microtubule binding; calcium ion binding
Source: RefSeq, a predicted model, not a curated record
AUGGCCUCCGGCCAACCUUUCGCGUCGCGCUCGUACGCCGGCACGAAAAUGCCCGACCGCUCCGUGAACGCAAACGCCAUGCCCUUCAGCGCCUCGUCGUUCUCCCGGCAUCGCGGCCUCGCCAAUCCCAAUGCAGGCGAAUUCACCGAUGGCCCCAAGCAGAACCAGCAGAAUGCGCAGCCAGCGACGAACGCGCAGUCUCACGGUCAAGCACAGGACACCAACCCGCUCAACCGUCUGACGGAGGAGCAGAGAGAAGAAAUCAAUGAAGCCGUAAGAGCCGGGUCCAAUCCCCCAAACAUGAACCUGAACCAGAACCUGAAACAAGCAGAACUAACACCACCUAACGAACAGUUCACCCUCUUCGAUCUCGACCGCGACCGCCACCUGGAUUACCACGAACUCCGCGUCGCCUUCCGCGCCCUAGGCUUCACUCUCAGCAAACAAGAGCUCAUCUCCCUGCUAACAACAUACGGUGUGCCGCGACCACAAGUGCAGGCCCAACAAGCCGCUGCGCAAUCCCAAAACCCGCAGGCCGUGCAGUCGAAUAAGGGACCCGUCUCGAACCCGCAACACCCGUCCAACUUGCUCAUGCCGCUAUCGUCUUUCCAGGCUGUGACUGCGUUGAAGAUUCUCGAGCGGGAUCCACGGGAUGAGAUCCUGCGCGCGUUUGAGCUGUUCGAUGAGGGCGCGAAGGGGUUCAUUGAUCUUGAGGAUUUGAGGCGAGUUGCUCGUGAGCUGGGCGAGACGGGGCUGGAGGAGGAGGAGCUCCGGGCUAUGAUUGAGGAGUUUGAUCUUGAGGGGGUUGGUGGUGUUACUCGUGAGGCUUUUGUUGGAAUUUGUUGGCAAUAG